AUGGUCGCGGUGCAGAUGACCCCCAACUCGUCUCCGUCGGCGGAGUGGAUCUGCUGUCUGGAUAAAAGGCCCUCUGAGCGCUCAGGAGAGGAUGUGGAUAUUAUCCUGACCAGAUUGAGAGAGGUCAAAGCCUUCCAUCGGUUCCCACCUCCGCUCUUACUGCAGAUCUGUGCCGGUGCCUUUUAUGAAUGCCUGGAGAAAGGCAUCACGUUGUUCCGACAGGGAGACAUCGGCACCAGCUGGUAUGCGGUCCUGUCUGGCUCUCUGGAUGUCAAAGUGUCAGAAACUGCCAACCACCAGGAUGCAGUCACUAUCUGUUCUCUCGGGAUUGGGACAGCGUUCGGGGAGUCCAUCCUGGACAACACGCCACGCCACGCUACGAUCGUCAGCAGAGAGACCAGCGAGCUGCUCCGUAUUGAACAGAGGGAAUUCAAGAGCCUCUGGGAGAAGUAUCGUCAGAGUUUGGCUGGACUGUUGGCCCCUCCUUAUGGAGCUAUGGAGAGUGGAUCCAACAAUGACAGACUCACUGACAAAGACAACAUGAACUCAGACUCUGCAAACAAAGCUCACAACAAGAUCCCGUCAGAGAAGCUACAGAGAGCGGGGAAGGUUCUCCGUAACGCCAUCUUGUCCCGAGCCCCACACAUGAUUCGAGACAGGAAGUACCACCUCAAGACAUACAGACAAUGCUGUGUAGGCACAGAGCUGGUGGAUUGGUUGGUGCUGCAGAGUGCCUGUGUUCUUACACGGUCCCAUGCUGUUGGCAUGUGGCAGGCACUUCUAGAAGAAGGGGUGCUCAACCACGUGGACCAGGAGCUGGGCUUCCAGGACAAGUAUCUGUUCUACCGUUUUCUUGACGAUGAGGAGGAGGACACACCGUUGCCUAGUGAGGAGGAGAAGAGGGAGAGCGAGGAAGAGCUGCCAGAGACCAUCCUCCUCCUCGCUCAGAUUGGCCCUGACGCACUGCUGCGCAUGAUCCUCAGGAAAUCGCCUGGUCAGAGGACAGGGGACGACCUAGAGAUCAUCUACGAUGAGCUGCUUCACAUCAAAGCCUUGGCUCACCUCUCUAACACUGUGAAGAGGGAACUGGCGAGCGUCGUGAUCUUCGAGUCGCAUGCAAAAGCUGGAACCGUGUUGUUCAACCAAGGAGAGGAGGGCACGUCAUGGUACAUCAUCCAGAAGGGCUCUGUCAAUGUGGUUAUCUAUGGCAAGGGUGUGGUGUGUACGCUCCACGAGGGUGAUGACUUUGGGAAGUUGGCCCUGGUUACAGAUUCACCUCGUGCUGCCUCCAUUGUGCUGAGAGAGGACAACUGUCACUUCCUUCGUGUGGACAAGGAAGACUUCAACAGGAUCCUCAGGGAUGUGGAAGCCAACACAGUGCGGUUGAAAGAGCAUGAACAAGCGGUGCUGGUGUUAGAAAAGAGUCCUCGCGCCUCCACCCUGGGAAGCAUCAAGUACACUGUGAUAUCUGGAACACCAGAGAAAAUUCUCGAGCACUUCCUGGAGGCCAUGAGGAUGGACAUACAUCACAAUGAACCAGACCCAGCAGUGGAUGAUUUUGUCCUCAUGCACGGUAUCUUCAUGCCCAACAGCCGGCUGUGUCCUCUACUCAUGGCACACUACCAUGCGACAUCUCCACCCGGUUCUGAACAGGAGAGGUUGGAAUAUGCGCUCAACAGUAAGAGGAGGGCCCUCAUUCUGACCCUGCGCUGGGCUAGCACACAUACAUACCUGCUCCAGGAGGAGCCUGCUGCAAUCUCUUUCCUUGAGGAGUUGUAUGGGAGUUUAUCAAAUGAUUCUCGGAUUUUGAGAGCUUUGAAAGACUUGGUUCCUGACCUUGAGAAAGUCGUCAAAUUACAUUCGGAAGAAGCUAAAUCUUUAAAAAAGAAAACUCUAAUACGACAGUUCAGCAAUGGGGAGGAAAGGCUGCAGAAGAAGCAGCCGAUCAGGAAUCACGAUGACAUCCUGUUGAAGGUGUACUGUGGUGAUCACACAUACACCACUAUCCGGGUCUCCGUGGCAGCGACUGGAAGAGAAGUGAUCAGUGCCGUGGCCGACAAACUUGGCACCACUGAUGAGCUUGUGUUGGUCCACCUCAGCUCUGCAUGCGAAAAACAAAUCCUGAAGUCCAAUGAUGUUUCAGUGUUUUCUGCUCUGAGCACCAAUGGGCGAUUGUUUGCCUGUCCUCGGGACCAGCUCAGCAGUCUGACUCCUCUUCCAGAACAGGAAGGUCCCUCUGCAGGCUCCAUGUCAACGUUUGAGCUGAUGAGCUCUAAGGACCUGGCUUACCAAAUGACCUUGUACGACUGGGAGCUCUUCAGCUGUGUGCAUGAGCAUGAGCUGCUCUACCACACGUUUGGCCGGCAGAGCUUCAAAAGAACCACGGCUAAUCUGGACCUGUUUCUGCGGAGGUUCAACCACGUUCAGCUGUGGGUGGUCACCGAGGUGUGCCUCUGCUCACAGCUCAGCAAGAGAGUCCAGCUCCUCAAGAAGUUCAUCAAGAUAGCAGCACACUGUCGGGAGUUUAAGAACCUCAAUUCAUUCUUUGCCAUCAUUAUGGGGAUGAGCAACCCUGCUGUCAGCAGAUUGAGCCAGACGUGGGAGAAACUCCCCACCAAGUUUAAGAAGUUCUAUGCUGAGUUUGAGAGUAUGAUGGACCCAUCAAGAAACCACCGCUCCUACCGACUCACUGUCACCAAACUGGAAGCACCAAUCAUCCCCUUCAUGCCCCUCCUUCUCAAAGACAUGACAUUCACACAUGAGGGCAACAAGACCUUCAUUGACAAUAUGGUCAAUUUUGAGAAAAUGCGUAUUAUAGCUAACACAAUUCGGCAAGUGAGGCACUGUAGAAGCCAACCGUUCAAUCCAGAGAUAUGCCAACCGAACAAAAAUCAAGCAGACGUACGGAGUUACGUGAGGAAGCUCUGCGUGAUUGACAACCAGAGGGCCCUGACGCAGCUCUCCUACAGGAUGGAGCCUCGGCGGACAUGA
Cyclopterus lumpus (lumpfish) is the source of this 2991-nucleotide messenger RNA. RefSeq names its product rap guanine nucleotide exchange factor 4-like. The transcript has 30 exons. The record is from RefSeq and is a predicted model, not a curated record. The coding region runs from base 1 to 2991 and encodes 996 amino acids. Gene Ontology annotation, molecular function: guanyl-nucleotide exchange factor activity. Gene Ontology annotation, cellular component: plasma membrane. Gene Ontology annotation, biological process: positive regulation of GTPase activity; Ras protein signal transduction. NCBI's taxonomy places the organism in Eukaryota, Metazoa, Chordata, Actinopteri, Perciformes, Cyclopteridae.